AUGGAUCGGGUGAAUGGGCCAGCAGCCCAAAAAUUGAGCACAGUCUUCCGGCAUUCUCAAGCAUCACGAUCGGUAACAGAGACGCCUGUGAACGCAUUGGCAUAUAAUUCUCCCUUCGAUGUUGGUAAAAGCUCUCCAUGCGGCUGUGAUCGAGAAAACUCCCCAAGCGAUGUGCUCCCGAAUACUGAAGAUGGCAAGGUCGUACCCACUGCCGUGUUUGAAGGGAGGUCUGUUGAGUCUAAAGCUGGAACUGCCGGUGCCAACGUGGACGGCUCCUCUGUCAUGUCCGUUCGAUCGCCAGGGGUUUGGUCAUUGUCCUUGUCGUCUGUGUGUUUUGUGAGAAUGGUGGGAAAUGAAAACUGGCUGAUAAGUGUGUUGGUGUCUGCUGGCCCUGUCGAUGGAAAGGACCCAGAGAGCGAUUUUGUUGCCACAUCGGUGGAUCUGUCGAUCGGUAGAUCAAGUGCUAUGGAGGAGGCCGUAUUUUCCACCGUGAAGGGUCGUGCCGAUGAUUGUCUACUUGAUGCCGUAUAA
Molecule: messenger RNA, 531 nt
Organism: Penicillium daleae
Lineage: Eukaryota; Fungi; Ascomycota; Eurotiomycetes; Eurotiales; Aspergillaceae
Exons: 2
Coding region: 1-531 (176 amino acids)
Source: RefSeq, a predicted model, not a curated record